Mastomys coucha (southern multimammate mouse) is the source of this 2385-nucleotide messenger RNA. Its product is annotated as ADP-ribosylation factor 2. Gene Ontology annotation, biological process: vesicle-mediated transport; intracellular protein transport. The record is from RefSeq and is a predicted model, not a curated record. Gene Ontology annotation, cellular component: plasma membrane; cytoplasm. Gene Ontology annotation, molecular function: GTPase activity; GTP binding. The transcript is spliced from 5 exons. NCBI's taxonomy places the organism in Eukaryota, Metazoa, Chordata, Mammalia, Rodentia, Muridae. The coding region runs from base 149 to 694 and encodes 181 amino acids.
AUUGGUUGGUUGCUGUUCCCGCCCCCAGCCAGUCGCCAUUUUAUUGAGGCGAGCCGAAUUCCUCAAGGCGGCCGCGGCGGUGUAGCGUUUUCGUUAGUGGCUUUGUGAAGGUGUUCACUGUAGAGACAGGUUGCAGAAUUCAGCUACAAUGGGGAAUGUUUUUGAAAAGCUGUUUAAAAGCCUCUUUGGGAAAAAGGAAAUGCGGAUUCUCAUGGUAGGCUUAGAUGCAGCUGGCAAAACGACGAUCUUGUACAAACUGAAGCUCGGAGAGAUUGUGACAACCAUUCCUACCAUAGGUUUCAACGUGGAGACCGUAGAGUAUAAGAACAUCAGCUUCACAGUCUGGGACGUUGGUGGCCAGGACAAAAUCAGACCUUUAUGGCGACAUUACUUCCAGAACACUCAAGGUCUGAUUUUCGUGGUUGACAGUAAUGACCGAGAGCGGGUCAACGAGGCCCGGGAAGAACUGACCAGAAUGCUAGCAGAAGAUGAGCUCAGAGAUGCAGUCUUGUUGGUGUUUGUAAACAAACAGGAUCUUCCUAAUGCUAUGAAUGCAGCAGAGAUCACAGACAAGCUUGGCUUACAUUCCCUUCGCCAGAGAAACUGGUACAUUCAGGCCACCUGUGCGACCAGUGGAGAUGGGCUUUACGAAGGCCUGGACUGGCUCUCCAACCAGCUCAAAAACCAGAAGUGAUCAGAAGCGACCCAUUCCCCAUGCAUUGUGGCAAAGCCAGCUGGCCUUUCCCAUGUGCAUGUGAGCGUGUGAGGAGCCCAUGGGGCUGUGUGGCUGGGAGUGGGGGCAGCUUUCUCACACCGUGCCUUAUACACGCUAUACGAAAACCAGUAUUCCAUUUUAAGAAAACCAGUGUUACAUUUUGAAUGCUACCUUCCAUUUCACUAGCUUUGAUGGUCAUUUUUGCUGAGGCCUCCCCGGGUGUGAUAGCCAGAGCAUCUCUAGGCUGAAAAAGAAGAGAGCUGGAGCCAGACAGGUGCCAUUGUUGUGAUCCUGGGUCUGGCCUCUCCAUACACCCGGAAUCCUGUUGGGCUUCAGUGUCCUUUUAUAAACAGAAAGGAAGGCUCUGCCGUUCUUUCCAUUGUGCCAAAGCCAGCAGCUCACUUGUAGUGCUUUAAGCUGUUGAGAAAAACAGAUGCAUCAUCACCACAGGUGUGAAGAGGUUCAGAGGGGACAGUCCCCAAAGCUUGGUUAGUUCAGACCGGCUCAUUCAGCUUGUUUCGAUUAGUUCAGACCGGCUCAUUCAGCUUGUCGGUUAGUUCAGACCGGCUCAUUUAGCUUGUUUUAGCCCAAGGAAUCAGUGACCUUCUUCAUUAGAGUAUCAAGACUGUAACACUAGAGAAGUUUCCAGCCUGUCCCAUACUUGCUAAAUGGAAACUCUGCGGGCUGCUGGCCCAACAGGAGGCCAGGACUCUUCCCCUAAGCCUCAUGGUCCAUAGCGGAGUGAAGGUUGGCUGGAGGAAGUGGAGUGAGGUAGCUCUUGUGUUCUGGCAUCAUGUCUCAGGCCCUCGAGGCUGCUGCUCCCACUUCUCUGUUCUGUGCUGAGUAUUCUUCAUAUGAAGCAGACAGUUGCUCCUGAGUGGAGUUGUCACUGUGUCCCGUUGUCCUGAUCUACUGUAGGCUUUUGGUUAGUAUCUGUUUGCAGAACUGCACACCCAUGAGUUCUGAGAGUUUAUGAGAAAGUCAGGAGGUUAAUGUAGAUGACGUUCCCAGUGGCCCCUGCUCCUCCCUGGGUUGGUGCUAAACUUUGCUCUAGAAGCAUCUUUUACCUAGACUGCUCUCGAGGCGUAGGCUCCCUCCUCAUGGCAGUGGCAUCUGAAGGGCGGCUUGGAAAUGUGUGCUGUGUUGUCUUGCAGAUGUAGUGAUAGGAAGGCCCAGAGAAGAGCUGGCUUCACCCUAAGCCCUCUGGCCACACAGCUCUGGGCCACAUUUGUACCUAAGCCCUUUUACUGAUUAACGUUUUAAAACUCCUUUCAGAAAAAAUUGAUCCCUGCUACAGGUGGGGAAACGCAAACUGAACUUCAAAUAAAUCUUGUCCAUUGGUAACAAAGUUUUACAAGGAAAAAAAAUUCCAUGCCAUUGUAAAUGUGGGCUGUAAUGUUUUUCUUUAAAAAAUAUCUUAAAGAAUGUUCAUUGCAAUACUGGUGACUAAGUCCAGAUGUGAUUUUUAAUCACAGAUGAAUUCCUGAGAAAUGUUGAAAUUGUACACCUCCCAUUGGCUGGGAGCCUCUUGUCCUUUGUAAUUAUGCUUAGUGUGCCUGGCCUGGCGCUAGGCUGCAGUAAACAUGUGGUGAUUGGUUAGACCUGGCGCUAGGCUGCAGUAAACAUGUGGUGAUCGGUUAGACAAUAAAGAACUUACUUGGGAAGUGGGA